Messenger RNA from Owenia fusiformis, 618 nucleotides. NCBI's taxonomy places the organism in Eukaryota, Metazoa, Annelida, Polychaeta, Sabellida, Oweniidae. The record is from the annotation of a GenBank genome assembly.
AUGAGUGAUUCUUUAAAUGAGAUAAAACACAAUUUUAUUCAUUUCCAUGAUUCAAAUCAUAUGAUAAUGAGUGAAGCUCCAUUUUGUGCAAAUAAUGUAACUCCAAAUAAUUCUGAUUUGGGCCCCCACAAUAUGGAAUUAAACACCACGUUAAGUCAAGUUUCCCAAAAUGAAAUCAAUAUUCAACCAUCUAGUCCUAUAACAACACAGUUGAAUGCCCAGUCGCAGGAUCUGCGCUAUAGGCUCAAAUCAACUGACAACAACAUAAAUGGUAAUUUAAAGCAAACAAAUGAUAAUAUGAGUCAAGGUGAAAUAAAUUUUCUAUUUUGGAAUAUUAACAGAAUUUCCGAUAAGUUAUACGACGGAUGUGAUAUUUAUGAGCUCUUCAGUAAAUAUUCAGUUAUCCUGUUAAGUGAGACAUGGCUGGAUCCAUGUGACAACAUAUCAUUCAAUGGUUAUACUGUACAUAAUCUCGCAAGAAAAACCAAAAACACUAACUCAAAUUUUUAUUCUGGAGGCAUAGCUGUCUUCAUAAAAGAUGACUGUUAUAAUUCAAUUGAAGUGCUAAAACAGACUCAUGAUUUCUUUGUAUGGUUAAGAGUUAAGUCUUCUUUUUAG